Messenger RNA from Plutella xylostella (diamondback moth), 4059 nucleotides. NCBI's taxonomy places the organism in Eukaryota, Metazoa, Arthropoda, Insecta, Lepidoptera, Plutellidae. The record is from RefSeq and is a predicted model, not a curated record.
CUCGUAGCUCGUAGGCUUUAAUUAAUUUUAUUAAUAACUAAUGGAUUAAAACUUGAAAAUCUUCUUAAUAAUGAAAGAAAAAUGGAACUAUAUUUUAUACCUCAUCUGGUUUUCGUAUUUGGUGCUGUCUGCAUUGCUUAUGUUCGGCCACGGCUUUCUGCUGUCUCGUAAAAGUUUAAGCGAUGUUUCUGAGUGUGUGCCGCUGUCUAAUUUCGGGUGCGACGGGCGGGAGAACUCCACCACCAGUGAAUAUUGCAGUGAGGAUGAGAAGAUUAGGAGAAUCGCUUCAAAUCCCGGGGCGCCGAUGGCCUGCCCUGCGGCGCGGCAUCGAGUGGUGUUCAUGCUAGUGGACGCUCUACGAUACGACUUCACCCAGUACGACCCUAGCAUAGAGAACCCGCUGCCCUACCAGAACCGUCUGCCAGUGAUUCAAGAAACCCUGGACAGCCGGCCGGACAGUGCCAGGCUGUACAAGUUCAUGGCAGACCCCCCUACUACUACACUGCAGAGGAUCAAAGCUCUAGUCACAGGAUCUCUGCCCACUUUCGUUGAUGUCAGCUCUAAUUUUGCUGCUAUGGAGCUGCAGGAGGAUAGCAGCAUAGACCAGUUACACAAAAAUGGUGGCAAAGUUGUGUUACUGGGAGACGACACAUGGGCGCGUCUGAUGCCGGGACGCUGGCUGCGGUCGCAUGCACAGUACUCCUUCCACACCUGGGACCUCGACACUGUUGAUAACGAAGUGGAUUCUAAGAUUUAUGAUGAACUGCGGAAGGAUGACUGGGACCUGAUGGUGGCCCACUACCUAGGGGUUGACCAUGCAGGCCACAGAUAUGGCCCCAACCAUCCAGAGAUGACCAGGAAGUUGCGGGAAACCAAUGCUAGAAUAAAGAAGAUUAUUCAGACUUUACCUUCUGAUGUGCUAUUGUAUGUUCUUGGAGACCAUGGAAUGACUGAAACAGGUGACCAUGGAGGAGAGAGCAAAAACGAGCGUACAGCCGCACUUUUCGCCUACCGCGGGGAAGGGCUGUCAGCAGACAUCUACGGCACCGGGCGGGAGGUUCCUCAGACUGACUUCGCGGCGACGCUGAGCGCAGCCCUGGGCCGCCCGCCGCCCGCGCCCUCUCUAGGCACCUUGAUGAUGCCGACUCUGCCGAAGAUGUCCACUACACACACCCUUUUGGCAUUGAGCAACAAUCUUAAACAGAUAACGAAGUACUUAGUGCGAUACGGAGAAGAAUCUCAGCAGGUGUCCCUUGAGAAGCUGACUGAACUGAUCAACAUGACUCGAGACCAAAUAGACAAGUCUGCUUCAGUUUAUACCGAGAAUGAACUGAAUAACUACAUCGCUGAUGUUAGGACUGUAACAGAAAAUGUCCGCAACAUAUUCCGGGAAGUGUGGGUGGAGUUUGACUCCCUUUCGAUGCUGAGAGCUCUAUUACUUCUUACGCUAGCGAUAUUCUUCAACUGGCUCAUAACCGAAGGCAUCCCAAUGGAGAGACUUCCAAACAUUUUUGCCAGCACUUUUGUAUCCACUGGCCUCAUUUCUAUGGCAGUUUGCGUUGUGUUUUGUUACACGGCAUAUUUCUUCGAGCUGCUUGAAGAUGUAGAACAUGCUAUUUUUCUAUCCACUGGUUUAAUGUCUGGCCUAUUAACGUGUUCAUUAGUUAUAAUGCACUGGGACGGCAUAACCCAGCGGUGGUACGAGGGUCGUUCGCAGUUACACGAGCGAUUCUCCCGCUCGGCUCUAGUCGGGUCAGCGGCCGUUUUAGUCUCCAACAGCUUCAUAAUCGAAGAAGGGGCGGUCCUAUCCUUCCUCUCGCUAACUAUCUUAGCCUUAAUCGCGUGGAACGUGAAGACAAUAAAGGCGUUAGCUUUAUGGGUGUCAUUUGGGGCGGUAUUAGCUGCUACGAGGGUGUACAGAGGUUGCAGAGAAGAACAAGGGGAUUGUUGGACGGCGGGGGGCAACCAGCCGACGGGGCAGGCUAGUCGAGCUGCCUUAGUGCUUGCUUUAGGAUCGAUGGCCGCCGUAGUGGCCGUGGCGCGUCGUCACAUCGGCUGGAGGGGGUACGGGGUGGUGUUGGCUGGUUUAUUCGCGUGCGCUCAUUGGGCUGUCGGCUGGGGUACUUUGGGGUCUCCUGGGCGAUCGAAGCUUCUAGCUCGGGGGGCGUGGCUAGUGAUUGUGACCAUGCUGCUUCUGUUGUUCCGUCGCGACGGUCGUGGGGCGAUUCUGCCGGUGUCGGUGUGUGGGUUGCUGCUGUACGUGGCCUCUUCGUUAGUGCUGGGCGCGGCGCUGGCGCCGGCGGCCGGGCUCGGGCUGUUGGCCGGCUGUCUCGCCGUAGCACUCGUCGCGAUGGUCAAGACUGAAGGCGUUACUAAGUUCUCACUAUCAGCCCGCUGCAGCUCCUCCACCAUCUGCCUGUGGUCCCUGCUCGCGUGCUACAUGUUCUACGGCGCGGGCCACCACGCCACGCUGGGCCACGUGCGCUGGGCGCCCGCCUUCCACGCCGGCGACCCGCAGACCGUGCCCGGCCUGAAGUAUGUGGCCGGGGUGUUCAUGUUCCUUGAGCUUUUUGGGUUCCCUCUACUCUUCGGAGCGACAGUCCCGCUGCUGGCGCUGUGGGGCCGCCCCGCAAGCACGGUGGGCCCGCGCUCGCAGCUCGCCGCCGUCUUCGCACUGUGCCUCAAGUUCUCACUGUGCUUCGCUAUUAGGGUGUUUGCUAGCGCACUCUCGGCCACCAUUCACUGCCGCCACCUGAUGAUAUGGGGAGUGUUCACACCGAAACUGCUGUUUGAGAGCGGCGCGUGUGCGGCCGCCCUUAUAGGCGCAAUCUUAGGAGCCGCCCUUACAGCCUGGCACACCCCCAGCCAACAGAAAAGCAGUUGACAAGACAAGCGGACUAGGUAAACUAAUGUAAAACGAACACUUAAAUAUGGAAUAUCGACCAAGAAUGAUAAGGUGACGACGAAAGAUAUAGUGAGGAAAUCUUAGGAGACUCUUUACGUCUGUGGAGAGAAUGGUAUGGUACAGUCCAAGUCACAAGAGUUGACCUUUUUCUAAAUGGCGGUAGUGAGCCCAUGUUGACUGUAGCACUCGGACCGUCGCUCGGUCUUUGACGCCCUCUGGCCGUACCAAAAAUUACUUAUGUGAAAUUGUCAACUCAUGUGAACUGAACUGUAUCUUCAGCAAUAAAUAUGAACACGAUUGGUGUAGAGAAUGAAAACCACAAAUAUGCAGUGGAUAAAACAGUUGAGAACAUUAGUGAAAACUGUCGAUUUGGAUUUUUACAGGAUUGUUUUUAGAUAACUAAAUGGUAUAUUUUUUUCUACAAAUUGAGUGCAUUUUUUCGCUUUUGGUGAAUUUUGUUUAUGUUGUGAUUUGAUCGAUUAUAAAUUAUUUAAUUUUUAAUGAUAUUUAUAUGAUAUAAUUAAAAUUGAUCGGAACAUAGUAAGUAAUAGGAAAAAGGACCGGAUUGUACCUUAGUAAUACUAUUGCAUUAUUAUUAAUACUGUUACAUUUAUAGCAAUGACGUCUGUGCUGAAAGAUUAUUCAGCCUGAAACAAUUUCAACUUAGAAAAUCUUGUAACUUCUAUGUUAUCUGUUAAAUAAUGUUUUAAUUAAGAAGAGUUAAAAAUAUUAAAGUACAUUCACUGCCAUAAGGGGCUGUUAUUAAAUGAUACUUUUGUUAAAUAUUUAAAUUAGGAACAAGUAUUUUAAACAAUGUUGUACCUAGGUAUUAUGCCUAAGCCAAUGCUAGUGUUAUGUUAACAUAAGUAGAUUAGAGCUAAGCUAUCGAACAAGUCCAAAUCUACUUAUUAAGCUCUUACUUAGUGCAACUGCAGAGUUAAGAGCCAAUCAAAACUGUGUAUAAUGCCUUUAGUGGGCACAUAUGGCAUGUGUAGAUUUUAGCCACGUUUCAUCGUUUUAAUAUGAAUAUAGGGAAAUGCCCUGUAAGGGGUGCAAUAAAAUAUUGUAGAUAAGCCAAGUACUUCUUAAGACCUUUGGUGUUCUCGAAAUAUGGCAGUAGAAUAGCACAUUUUACAUUUUGAGUAGGUAUUUGU